Messenger RNA from Oryza brachyantha (malo sina), 1251 nucleotides. RefSeq lists its product as uncharacterized. The coding region runs from base 212 to 838 and encodes 208 amino acids. Lineage: Eukaryota; Viridiplantae; Streptophyta; Magnoliopsida; Poales; Poaceae. The record is from RefSeq and is a predicted model, not a curated record. The transcript has 3 exons.
CAUCUGCGUGUCCGUUUUUUCCUUUCUGUUAUUGUGCUUGCAUUCAUUCAAUCCAUGGACAGCCCAUCUUGUGUUCUUGUGCAAAACUGUACUGCCAUGGCCAGUUAUAUUGGCUUUAAUUAAUCGCAAAGAUUAGUAGCUGCAUCCUGGAUCCUGGCGUAUAUGUCAAUGCGUUUAGCUGCAGGUAGUGCUGUCAGCCGUCUCGUUUCACAUGUGCCUGUAUCACUAUCCCCUCCUCGAGUCUACGUCUCUACGAAUCCAUUGCCAACUCGAUCGUAGGUCUGAGCCCAUGAAGAAGCAUGCUGCAGCUUCAGGAUGCGGGGUCUUUUCUGCUGGUAGGAUUGAGAAGAUGAUGCUGUAUCCGCUGGUUGCAUCACUGGAAUACAUCUUUUGUUUCGGGGGCUGGACGGUGUCGUGCGUUGCUCUGUUCCACGCGAUCGUGUCAAUCUACGGUGCAGGAAUGGCAGAAUACCUGUGCUCUUGCCCGAGGAUGACGGCCGAGGAAGCCGCCGCCAUGCGCGCCGUCGAGGCGUACAUGCUGCUGUGCUGCGCGGCGCAGAUGACCGCGGCGGCCGUGGCCAUGACGGCGACGGCGGGCCGGCGCGCCGCCCGUCGGGCGUCCGCGUGCGCCGCGCUGACGGCGGGCGCCGCCACCGCGUGGCUGUGGUGCCUCUACCUCCGCUUCUUGCCGGGGCUCCGCUGCUUCCGAUGCUUCGGCGUGCCCAGGAGGGUCGCCGUCGUCUCCGUGGGAGCCGGCGUCGCCACGCCGGUGCUGUUCUUCGUCUCGGUGGGCCUGCACGCCGUCAUCCGCGGAGACGAAAACGAGUGGGACGACUGAUCGGUGGAGUGUGUGGCAUGGAUGAUCGAUCAAUCGGUCCGUGUGAUUUAUUGGGAGAUCAUUUACUACAUCCUUAUAGUGAGCUAAUGCAGUGAUGGGGGAGAUGAUUGCAUUCAUGCCAAUUUCCAUUUUUAGACUUUGGUCUUUCUCAGGGAGAGUAUUUUAUUAACGGAAAUACUAUACUACGGAUCCAAUUUCUAAGGGGUCUGCUACCCCACGAUAUCCCGUUAUGUAUCGGGAUAAUCUCUGGUCAUGUUACUUUAUCCAAGUAACAUGGUACUUUUCAGAUUACAUGUUACCUCAAAUGUAUUAGGCAUGGUAUCAUGUUCAGGUUACAUGGUAACUCAUAUGUAACAUGCUCAGGUAACAUGAUACCUUAUAUGUACCAUGUAUAAUACCUGAACAGUAUCAUA